AUGCAUGUGAUACUUACUGGUGCCACCGGUCUGGUUGGCUCCGCGGCGCUCGUAGCGCUCAGGGCCAGGACGGACAUCUCCAAGAUCUCAAUUUUGAGCCGUCGGCCAGUCCCGAUGCUAGAAGACAAUACGGAUGACCGCAUCCAAGUGAUUCUGCAUGAUUUCAAACGCUAUGACUCAUCAUUAAAAGAGCGCCUAUUAGGGGCUCAAGGGGAAUAUGUCCAUAUCACCAAGGACAUGACUCUUGAAGCCGCCGAGGCUUUCCAGCAGCUCAAGUUGCAAGACUCGGACCAUUUUCAAUUUGUUUUCGUAUCCGGAGAGGGUGCUACCAGCGAGCCAGGUCCCUUCACAGCCCUGUUUGGUCGGGUCAAGGGAGAGACGGAAUCCGCCUUGGCCGAAAUAGAAUCUCGAAACCCUCAGUUCAAGACCGUGACCGUUCGUCCUGCUUUCGUCGACCCUAGUGGCCAUCAAGCCAUUCUCCCCUGGAUACCCCAAGGCUCUAUCCUCAAGCGCUUCGGAGAGUCUAUCAUAGGACCUCCGAUCAGAGCUUUUUACACAAGAAUGCACAGUCCGACUGCGCCAUUGGGAGAAUUCCUGGCUGGAUUGGCCGCCGGCCAUUAUAAUUAUCAAACGCUGAGAGGGGAGGGGGUGGAGACACGAGGAGCCAGCUUGAUCAUCAAUAAUGCAGGUUUCCGCAGAGUGAUGGGGCUAGAUGGUCAACGGUGA
Messenger RNA from Penicillium oxalicum, 726 nucleotides. Its product is annotated as putative nucleoside-diphosphate-sugar epimerases. The transcript is spliced from 2 exons. The coding region runs from base 1 to 726 and encodes 241 amino acids. NCBI's taxonomy places the organism in Eukaryota, Fungi, Ascomycota, Eurotiomycetes, Eurotiales, Aspergillaceae. The record is from RefSeq and is a predicted model, not a curated record.